AUCUCUAAUCGGGGCGCGGGAAAAUUCUUAAAACCCUAGCUCUCCGCUAAUUCUCCAAAAAGAGAAGAACCAAAAUCAAAAUCAAAAUCAAAAUUAAGAUGGAAUCGAACGCUUUGAUGUGGUUUCGAAAGGGAUUGAGGAUCCACGAUAACCCCGCGCUCGAUCACGCGUGCAGAGGAUCGAAGCGUUUGUUCCCCGUUUUCGUUCUCGAUCCGCGGUAUUUGGACCCGGAUCCGUCUGCGUUCUCGCCCGGAUCCGCUUUCGCUGGACUGAAUCGGAUCCAGUUCUUGCUCGAGAGCCUCGCCGAUCUCGAUUCCAGCCUCAAGAAGCUCGGAUCGCGGCUUCUUGUUCUUAAAGGGGAUCCUGUUCAUGUAUUGUGUCGGAUCUUGAAGGAUUGGGACAUUGGGAAGCUUUGCUUUGAAUUUGAUACUGAGCCAUAUUCACUAGCCCGUGAUAACAAAGUGAAGGAUUUUGCUUCUGCAUGUGGAAUCAAGGUGUUUUCUCCAAGAUUAGCGCACAACACUUUUCAGUCCUGCUGAAACAUAGAGAAGAAUAGGGGAAAGCCACCUUUGACUUAUCAAUCAUUUGUGGCGCUUGCUGGGGAGCCACCAACUCCACUUACCCAUACAUAUUCUGUGCUUCCUCCAAUUGGUGACCUUAGGGGAUAUGAAGUAUUAAAUAUUCCAACAAUUCAAGAACUUGGGUACGGAGAUGUAAAGCAGGAAAAAUUUUCCCCCUUUCGAGGAGGUGAAUCGGAAGCUCUGGAAAGAUUGAAGAAAUCCAUUGACGACAAGGAGUGGGUAGCUAAUUUUGAGAAACCAAAAGGCGAUCCUUCUGCAUUUCUGAAGCCAGCAACUACCAUAUUGUCACCAUAUUUAAAAUUUGGAUGUCUUUCUUCAAGGUACUUCUAUCACUGCCUUAUUGAAGUUUAUAGGACCAGCAAGAAGCACACAUCUCCACCGGUUUCACUUGUUGGGCAGUUAUUAUGGCGGGAGUUUUUCUACACUGCAGCCUUUGGAACUCCUAAUUUUGAUAAGAUGAGGGGAAACAAAAUCUGCAAACAGAUUCCUUGGAGAGAUGAUGAAGAACUAUUUGCAGCUUGGCGAGAGGGCAGGACUGGUUAUCCUUGGAUUGAUGCCAUCAUGAUCCAGGUUCUUCUAGUUGGGUGUUUUUUGACACGUGGUGAUCUGUUUCUUCACUGGGAGAAGGGGCGUGAUGUCUUUGAGAGGCUAUUGAUUGACUCAGACUGGGCCAUAAAUAAUGGUAAUUGGUUGUGGCUCUCAUGUUCUUCCUUCUUUUACCAGUAUCAUCGUAUCUAUUCCCCCAUCUCUUUUGGUAGAAAGUAUGAUCCUACUGGAAAGUACAUUCGACAUUUUCUCCCAGUGUUGAAAAACAUGCCGAAUGAGUACAUAUACGAGCCUUGGACUGCCCCACUAAGCAUUCAGAAAAAAGCAAACUGCAUAAUUGGGAUAGACUACCCAAGACCAGUGGUCGAUCAUAGUUCAGCUAGCAAGGAAUGCAGGAGGCUGAUGGGGGUGGCCUACGGAUCGAAACCUUCUGCUGAAGAGAAUUUGAAUAUCUCGAGAAGAAAGCCCGAGGGAGAUGAUCAAAAGGAACAUCAACAAAAUGCUUCAAAGCAAAGGAGAAAGCUAAUUUAAGUAAUCAAUCAUACAACUUCAGCCAUUGUACGACAUCAACCAUAUUCACCGCCUGCUUAGAUUAUGUAGGGACUGUUUUUUUUUUAUAUUAUCAUCAAAAUUGUUGAAAGUAGAGAAAAUACAACUCUUUUGUAUGUCACACGCUGUUAUAUAGCUUUUGUUACUGGAUGUAUUUGUAAACCAUUUAUAAAUUGUUACCGGAUGUGUUUGUAAACCAUUUAUAAACUGUUAGUAAAAGUUUAGAGUGCAUCUUCUUCAUUAUUGUUAA
Messenger RNA from Asparagus officinalis (garden asparagus), 1926 nucleotides. Its product is annotated as (6-4)DNA photolyase. NCBI's taxonomy places the organism in Eukaryota, Viridiplantae, Streptophyta, Magnoliopsida, Asparagales, Asparagaceae. Gene Ontology annotation, biological process: circadian regulation of gene expression; entrainment of circadian clock by photoperiod. The record is from RefSeq and is a predicted model, not a curated record. Gene Ontology annotation, cellular component: nucleus; cytoplasm. The transcript is spliced from 14 exons. Gene Ontology annotation, molecular function: FAD binding; DNA binding.